Sporothrix schenckii 1099-18 is the source of this 213-nucleotide messenger RNA. RefSeq lists its product as uncharacterized. Lineage: Eukaryota; Fungi; Ascomycota; Sordariomycetes; Ophiostomatales; Ophiostomataceae. Bases 1 to 213 code for a protein of 70 amino acids. The record is from RefSeq and is a predicted model, not a curated record. The transcript has a single exon.
AUGGCCGUCUCGUCUUUUGGCUACUCAGCACGGAAAACGACCUGUCUGGGCAUUGUCAUCCCCAGCUCCGCCAUGGAGGCCAGUGGGCAGGCACCCAAUCAGUCUAUGGGCAGAUAUACAGCGGGUAGAGAGUAUAAACACGUUCGUGACUUGGAGCUCAUUGAUAUUGAAAUGGCUCGGAUUCGAAAGGACAACAAGGCUCGCCAGGCUUGA